Acipenser ruthenus (sterlet) is the source of this 6040-nucleotide messenger RNA. Its product is annotated as tubulin polyglutamylase TTLL5-like. Gene Ontology annotation, cellular component: cilium. The record is from RefSeq and is a predicted model, not a curated record. The coding region runs from base 508 to 4311 and encodes 1267 amino acids. Gene Ontology annotation, molecular function: tubulin binding; tubulin-glutamic acid ligase activity. NCBI's taxonomy places the organism in Eukaryota, Metazoa, Chordata, Actinopteri, Acipenseriformes, Acipenseridae. Gene Ontology annotation, biological process: microtubule cytoskeleton organization; protein polyglutamylation. The transcript has 33 exons.
GCAUGCUCAGUAUAUUUAAACACUUAUGUGUCUGACGUUAUAGCAAAGCUACACAUAUUUAAAACUACCAUGCGAAAAUAACAUAAUGUAUGCAAUUGUGCAAUAGCCACAAGUUAUAGUAUUAUUAUUAUUAUUUAUUUAUGUGACAGACGCCUUUAUCCAUAUUAAAAUAAAGCAGUUUAUUUUCUGAAAGUUAUUCUGGGAUUCGUUUAUUUGUUACAGAUAGUCUUUUCGGGAAGCGCAUGCUCUGUUUGUCGGGCACCCGUUGGUUGUUGUAGUUACAGCUGACAGCAAAACUGAACGGGGGAUUAAGUUAUUACAUCAUAUAAAUUCGGCGGAGACUCAUUUAUUUAAAGAAUAAACAAUGACGUGCGACAGUGUAAAACAAUAACUUGUUAAAGUGACCUGCCCUGACCUGACCUGGUUAGAGAUGUCAACACUCAGAAUGUGGAAAAGCUGACAUAAAGCAGAUUGCAUCACCAGACAGUGCCCUGUUAAGUGUAGAAAAUGCCAGCAGUGAGACGUGAUAAAGAUAAUUCAGGGUCUUCCUCGGAAGAAGAGGACCCAGAGGAUCACCCUUGUAUAGCGUGGAGUGGAAUCAGCAAGAGAAUCCCAGUCUUACUUUUCCAAGCAGAAGCAAUUGUAACUAAAGAUGUCAAUGUCCGGUCCAUCGGAGAGCGGUAUCAUUUGGCCUACAAGAUUGUUCGAACUGAGAGCCGUUUGGUUCGCAGUAUUUUAACAGUUCAUGGAUUUCAUGAGGUGCAUCCAAAUAGUAAUGAUUUCAAUCUGAUGUGGACCGGAUCUCAUCUCAAGCCCUACCUUCUACGCAACCUUCAAGAGUUUCAGAAAGUCAACCAUUUUCCCAGGUCGUAUGAGCUGACAAGGAAAGACAGACUUUUUAAAAACAUCCAGCGAAUGCAGCAAUUAAAUGGAUUUAAAAACUUCCACAUUGUCCCACAAACCUUUCUGCUUCCCGUUGAGUAUCAGGAGUUCUGCAGUGCAUACUCAAAAGAUAAGGGACCAUGGAUUAUAAAGCCUGUGGCUUCUUCCAGAGGACGUGGGAUUUACCUUGUCAGCAACCCAAACCAGAUUCCCUUGGAUGAGAAUAUUCUUGUAUCGCGGUAUAUCAGCAACCCUUUAUUAAUUGAUGAUUUUAAGUUUGAUGUGCGGUUGUAUGUGCUGGUAACCUCUUAUGACCCUCUUACCAUUUACCUCUAUGAAGAAGGACUGACACGGUUUGCUACAGUAAAAUAUGAUCGAGCUACAAAGAACAUUAAGAACCAGUUUAUGCAUCUGACUAACUACAGUGUCAACAAAAAGAGCAGUGACUAUGUCAGCUGCGAUGACCCGGAAGUGGAGGACUAUGGGAACAAAUGGAGCAUGAGUGCUAUGCUGAGGUACCUGAAGCAAGAAGGGAAGGACACAACAUCGCUAAUGGCCAAAGUGGAAGAUCUCGUGAUCAAGACAGUAAUUGGUGCUGAACUUCAGAUUGCAACAUCCUGUAAAAUGUUCAUGCCUCACAAGGGGAACUGCUUUGAAUUGUAUGGGUUUGAUGUCCUUAUUGACUCCAAUCUCAAACCUUGGCUCUUGGAGGUGAACCUCUCCCCAUCCUUGGCAUGUGAUGCUCCUCUGGAUCUGAAGAUAAAGGCCAGUGUGAUUUCAGACAUGUUUACUUUAGUGGGCUUUGUUUGUCAAGACCCAUUGCAAAGACAGAGCAGACAAGGAAGAAUACACUUUGAUCCGAGUUCAAGGUAUCAAGCCUUGAAAGCCCAGCGUCAGCGUCCUUUGUCAGCCAAUGAUGCAGAUAACAAUGAGCCGAAGGAGAAACUGACUGGAAAACAAGGGGGAAGCACUCUUGGACUGACUACAGAGGAGCUCAAGGUUCUACGACGUGUAAAGGAGGAACAUGAGAGACGAGGGGGGUUUAUCCGAAUAUUCCCAACUGCAGAAACCUGGGAGCUCUAUGGAGGUUAUCUGGAGCAUAAAACAUCGAUGAACUACAUGUUGGCCACAAGACUGUUUCCAGAAAAAUCUGUAAGACCAGUAGCAUCAACAAAGACACGGAAUGCUUUGAAUGGACAAGUUGCGCUGGGAAUGAGUUUGUUUCAUGUGGAAACUGAACAGCAUGUGGUACAGUAUGAACGGAAACUCAUGUCACUGGAAGCACGUAAGAAGAGAAGACAUCGCAUUGCAUUCAGGUCAAGACUUGGAAAAAAAUCAGGAAGUACUAAAGGGACCAGAGUCCCUAAACAGGAGAGUACUGAGAGUGAGGAAGAAGAUGGCUCAGAGGAGGAGGAGGAGGAGGAGGAGGAGGAGGAGGAGGAGGAAGAGGAGGAAGUGGUGGAGGUGGAAACCGAGGGUACUAAGCAACAACUCAAAGACCAUAAAGAAAAACGGGCACAACCACCUGCAUCUAAUGACUUGGCUUCCAAGGAGACCACUCCAAUAAACACUGAGCAAAAAACUAAAGGCAAGACAUCGAAACAUGAACAUCCAAGCAAGACAAAAAUUAACCUCCUACAGAUUCUUCAGCAAGGGCAGAAUCUCAGUAAGGUGCAAGCUCGUAUGGCAUUUUCAUCAUACCUCUACCGAGUUCAGAAACGACUUAUUACAGAAUGUAGUACGCAAGGUGACAGUUCAGCUGCGGCAGAAAGAGAAGAUGAACAAAUGGAGUUGGUGAUUCGUUUCCUUAAGCGAGCAGCCAGUAAUCUCCAGCAGGCUCUGCAAAUGGUAUUGCCAAGCCGACGACUCCCCCUCUCUGAUAGACGAUGCAUCCUCUCUCACCAGCUCGGAGAGUUUAUCCACUGCUACAACAAGGAGACUGAGCAGAUGGUGAAGAAAAUAGAAAAACUAAAGGAGAAUGAACAAUGUGUGAACCCUGACCUAUUCCAGGACUUUGUCACUGAAGCCAGUGAGAGUGAUCUAGAAGAAGUUUUAACCUACUACAUGCACAAAAACAAAUCUGCUAGUGUUUUCUUGGGGACGGGAUGCAAAAGUGCCAAACCUGGCACCAGUGAAGGCUCUGGAGAGCAUGUUAGUGAUCAGAGCCAGAAGGCUUUAACAGUGUCAAAGGAGGAGGAAUCGAGUGCCUCAGAAUCUUCUGCACCUGUUCCUGCCCAUAAUUCUUCACAGCAGAAGAGCUCUGCCUUGCAUCAUUGCAGAUCAGAGGCCUUAGACUGCAGCCAGAUUCAUAUCCAGCCUCCUCCUCCUCCUCCAUCAGUGCCUCUGUCUACCCAGGCUGUACACGCAGCACCAGCAGCAUUCCUCAGCUGCAACCCUUCUCAGCUGUCCUCCAGAACUUCGUCAGCCACUGUUAUAUCCCACCAUGGCCCAAACAAGGAGGUUCUACCUCGCUGCAGGUCGAGCAGUUGCUGUACUCAAGAAAAAGUUUCUUCUUUACCAAGCGCAAUGCAGAUUUACAGCCAAAAACUCUCCUGGUCAACCUCGGCAAGGCAUGUUUCUUUACAGAGCAGUCCCGGAAAGUCUCAGCCUGGCUCCGCUGGGGUGUAUAAGGAUGGAGAUAACCUUUCCUCCCAGUGUGAUACCAACCAAGAAGCCAUUGCAGCAGCGCUUCAGAGACUGGCAGAGAAACAGGCUGCCAGACAGUACUCUGCAUCCAGUCACAUCAGUCUCCUGACACAGCAUUUGAGCAAUCUUAACCUGGCAAAUGGAGCUGUAAACCAAGGACUUAAUCCUGCAUAUCGGCCAACUAGUGUAGCAACUGGGCCUCCAAGAGCCGUACAUUCAGAUGCUAGAUUGACCAACGGUCUAAGGGCCCUAAAAGUAGAUGCAUGGGAAGGAGAAAUGGAAAACGCAUAUAACAUGGUCACCGGAGUAACACCUCAGCACAGGUACCAACCCACUGCUGGGAGCUACCAGCUUCAGUUCGCAAUACAGCAGCUUCAGCAACAGAAACUACAGUCGAGGCAACUGCUGGACCACAGCAAGGCAAGGCACAGGGCCAUCCUUGCAGAGCAGCCUCCAUCGGCUCCCCCUACUGUCCCAUUGUCAGUACCAGUCAGCUCUUCCAGCCAACGACCUGUGACCAACAGGACUAGUCCCCAGCUUUCAGCUAAUCCUCUGAGACCAAAGUCAUUCCAAAACACCAGCCUCCUCGCACCAAAACCACCCCCAACCAACAACAGACAAGGUGUAAUGAGAAAAGUAGCAACCCAGCGUAUAAACAAAGUGAUUUCUUCAGAGGGAAAUGCAAGCAAUGCACACAACGUGCUCUAUGAGCAGGUCUCAGGAAACUCAGGUCUGUCUGUUUAUAACCGUAUGAUUCAGAAUCAGUCGCUGAAGAACAGGUGAAGGAUCUAUCCAUGUGCUUGCUCUGUCCCAACACAUCAUAUUUGUAGAAAGACUGAAGGACAUCCAACAAGGACUAUACGUAUCUCUCUAAUCAGUCAGAAACCGUCAAACUCUGGUAAUGAGAUAGAUCAGAAUGAUAUCACAUGUGGUGCUGGAACCAUUGACUGGGUAUGUUAUGCAGUAAUCAACAAAGGGAGGAAACUGAUUUACUUUUAAGUCCCUAAUGAUGCAUUAUGAACCAGGCCAAGCUGAGUUUAUAAACUGUCACAAGGGAGUAAAAUAAUCAGCCCAAUAGUAUAAUUAAAUAUAUAUAUAUAUAUAUAUAUAUAUAUAUAUAUAUAUAUAUAUAUAUAUAUAUAUAUAUAUAUAUAUAUAUAUAUAUAUAUAUAUACAUACAUACAUACAUAUAUACAUACAUAUAUAAUUAUUAUUUAUUUCUUAGCAGACGCCCUUAUCCAGGGCGACUUACAAUUGUUACAAGAUAUCACAUUAUUUUUACAUACAAUUACCCAUUUAUACAGUUUUUACUGGAGCAAUCUAGGUAAAGUACCUUGCUCAAGGGUACAGCAGCAGUGUCCCCCCUCCUGGGAUUGAACCCACGACCCUCCGGUCAAGAGUCCAGAGCCCUAACCACUACUCCACACAUUUCAGGAUUUUAGAAAUGAAACAAUUUCAUUGUGAUCAAACAAAGAAGUGACCCUUUGUUUUCCCCACAGUUGAAAUGCACUCUGCCCUUCCUAAACUAUCUAGGCACUCCUGCUUAUUAAUGGUUCCUUGGCAGUCACCAUUCCAGAAACACAUUUUAGGGUUAAAAGAAAUAACAAACAUCCAACCCAUUCAUUCUGCAUUGGAAGUAAAUUUAUAUCAUUUAGAGUACUGAUUUUCAGUUCCGUGAGUUAGUCUCAUAUCAUAUCAUUAUCAUAUAUUGAAGUUGACAAAACCUUUAUUUUUGAAAACCCUUCAAAUAUACAAUUUGAGUAAUGUUUUUGCUAUUAUCAUAAUGUUUUUUUGAAGAUUAUUUUGUUUGUUAAUCUAAAACAAAAUACAAAUUGUAUUUUUUUUUGUAAAGAAUGAACAGACAUUUGUAAAUGGACCUCUUUUGUAAUAUUCAUGUUAACCAUGUAAUGUUCUGUAAUGAAUGUAAAUAUGUGUGUAUUUUUAGCAGACUUUUUUUUAUUUCACAAUAAAAAAAAAAAAAUCAAAAGUUAUUAAAAAUAUUUUAAAUGUAUUACAUCACAGCUGUUUUUAUACUACAUAAAGUAAACUCAUAAACACCUAAAAUAUAGACACAGUAUUUUGUACAGGUGCAGUUUAAUUGUAUUGAUUUCCCUACAGAUUAAUACUGUGACUGAAACUAUAGGACAUAUUCACAUCUUUAACUCUGAGUUAGCAACACAUGUGGUACUAAACACUUUAUUUAAACCAUCAAAACAUGCAAUAAAGAGUUCAUGAGUUAAAUAUUUUUUUGUGUAGGACCCAAGAUUUCUAACUUCUAACUAUGAAACAAUUAAUGUAUGUCAGUGAAGUACUGAAAUGGGUACUGUAAAACUAGAAUUGACCCUUUAACUUCAACCAGUUUUUCAUCUCUGAUCAUAUUGUAGCAGUAUUAAUAAAAAAAUAAGUUUAAUUUGUAUAUUGUUGGUGGGGGAAAAACAAACAAACCAUCAAAUACUUAUUUCAAACUACAUGCAAACAAAUCCAAAUGUCCAAGACCUUUUUUUUUUUUUUU